CAGCGGUAGUCAGACGGUGGUUGGCGGCCGGAGAGAGUGAACGUCUGGGUACGGCCGCUCCGUCGCUAAGUCACUCAGUCACACGCUCGCGCGCUGCUAGAGUGCCGUCGCUCGCCUGAUAUCGCCGCAAUGGUGUCUCCAAACAUUUGCGAAUCCUAGAAAAGACUUGUGAUGGCAGGAUAAUCUGGUGUGGCAGACAGUGAGCUAACUUUCCGAAGUAUAUAUUACGAGAAGAAAUUAUCGUGUGCAUUGUCUCAGUGAAAAGUGAGUGGAAGAAGUGUCCGCCGACCACAGCCGAUCCCGGUAACAAUUUUCAAAAGGUGACUCGCUACGAACUGAGUUUGCUAAGACAGUCAGCGAACCUGUUGAUUCCUUUGUACUUGUGUAAGCCAACGGCCUUGCUGGGAAGUGUGAUAGCCGAGAGCUUAGUGGUGUAGCUUAGUGAGGGAACGUUUACCUGUCCGCCUGUCUUCACGUGGGCUGUCCGCGGCCCGCACAGGACCUCUGCCGACCCGAGACACUCGGGUGAGGUAAAUGUAAGGCGAGAGGGACAGUGUAUUUGACAAGGUGGAUCCUCAUUACAUGUUAAAUUAUUCGGGGAACUUAAGUCAUCCCGUCAACCUAUUCUCGAGACCCUGGUGGCCUGAAACGAGCAGGUCAGCCACAGUACCCCCCUCGGAGCCCCUCGCCGUCGAGAUGGUGCAUCAGGUGCAGGUACAGGAACGCGCCCCGCGGAAGAGGGAUCGGCGCACCGCGGGGCUCAUGCUGAACCCAGGAGGCGGCCCGGACUUGCCAGGCAUCAGAGGCACAGACUUCAAAGGGGAGCUGCAUCCUCCCCCGACCAAAAUCUCCCGCCUGGGCAUGUACGAGACCUACCAGCCCUGGGUCCUGCAGACGUACGGAGACUCGGCAAAGACCAAGACCAUAACACGCAAUAAAUACCAACGCAUUCUCCAGAUCCUCCGCGGAGAUUACGUCGAUAACGAGACCUCCAAAUUCAAGCUGUGGGUGAAAGGAAGAGGCUUUCGCAUCGGUCCCCCGCCGGGCUACCUGAACGGGGGCGUGGAGGACCCCAUCAUCACGCAGCUCACAACGCCGCCGUCCCUCGACUACAACCCGGACAAGGAUCCCUAUCCAGACAUCUACGUCCAGACCGGCACUGUCAAGGUAAGCGUGGAUUCUUUCUUCCCUUCGCUUCCCGUCCCGUCCCUUGCCUUCCUCGGGUGGGCGGGCAAGGCGGCGGGCGGUAGCGGAGGCGGCGGCGCGGUCAGGUACACACACACACAGCCACAGGAUCCGGAGGGGCACGAUAGAGUCUGCUUCAAAAAGGUGGCGGUGGUGGAGGACUUCUUCGACAUCAUCUACAACCUCCACGUCUGCAAGGAUGGCAAGGAGCAGAAGCACAUGGGCCAGAAGAGGACUUAUAGAGCUGUGUCUGAGCGGUACGCCUUUGUGCCGCGGGAGGCCGUCACCAAGUUCUUGGUCCUAUGCACGGAGUGUCCCCGGCGCUCUGUGGGCGUGCACGUCAGCCUGGGUGUGCCUCUCGCCGUUGCCAACCUGCCCGUGCCGCCGCCCGCUCUGCCGGUCCCCACCCUGCCGCCGCCGCCGCCGCCACCCCCCAUCAGUCGUCACCACGAAGAACCACCCACUACAGAGGACCAACAACAGCCCUGCUACGCCCCGCCCGUGUCCCUACACCACCACCCACACCACCAGUACCUCCACACACGCCAGCACGCCCAGCCACAAUCCCCUCACGCCCCUCCGGUACCACACUCCCCCCACCAAACCACGCCACCCCCGCCGUCCCCACACCCUCCCCCGUCGCCGCACUCCCCUCUCACACACCAGCGGGAGUUGCAGAAGUACCACCAACACCUCCAGCUUCAGCAGCAUCUUCACGAGACGAAACAGCACCACCAGAAAUCCCAGGAGGAGAGAAAGGACGGGGAGGAGGAGGAUGUGGACGUGGAGGGAUGUGAUACCAACAGCAGGAGAGGAGAGGAGGUCGGGGAGCACAUAGCGAAGGAGGAAAAUGACAAUGUGGAGAUUAAUGUGGAUGGGAUGGAGGCGGAGGAGAGCAGCGCGGAGUGGAUGUACGCGAAGAGGGUGAGCGCCGUCAGCCAUGAGGUGGACUACCGGCUCCCCAUCACCAGCAUCUAUCUCAAGCACUGCGCCAGCGCCUUCACCCCCUACAACAACAACUACAACACCUACAACAACAACAACUACUACGGCAACUACAACUACUACAGCCAGUGGAAGGACGGGCCGGUGAUGGCGGAGUCAGACGGCAGCGAAGACGAGCUGAAGACCGCUGAGGUGGAGCGGAAGGUUGACACGCGGAGUCGCACCGAGUGGACGCCCUUCCAGCAGCAGCCUCUUGGCCUCACCCGCUCCGACCCCUCCCGCAGAAGUCCAUGUCCGUCGCCGUCGGGCAGCGAGCGGGCGGCCACGGCCACGCCCCUCGACACUGCCAGCAACGCCGAGGACACGUCCAGCAACGGCAACAAAGACGACGAGGACGACGACGCCGACGACGACAACGACGAUGACAAAAUUGACGCUCAGUACGACCCGGAGCGACUCAAAGCCUUCAACAUGUUCGUGCGUCUGUUCGUGGAUGAGAACCUCGACCGCAUGGUGCCGAUCAGCAAGCAGCCCAAGGAGAAGAUCCAGGCGAUAAUCGAUGCCUGUGCCCGACAGUUCCCGGAGUUCGCCGAGCGCACCCGCAAGAGGAUCCGCACGUACCUCAAGAGCUGCCGGAGGAACAAGAGAACCCGGGACUCCAACGGCUGGGAAACGCCGUCCCGCCCAACACCUCCUCACCUCACCAGCAUUCAGGCAGAGCAGAUCCUGGCAACCGCUUGUGAAAAUGAAGCCCAAAACGCCAAGAGGAUGAGGCUUGGCUUGGAACCCAUCGCUCAGCCCAACCCCCUCAACCCUCAGCCUCCAGCGGUUGGGUCAGACAAACCUCUCUCACUGGUUGACGCCGUGGUCAAGACCGAGUCCAACGCCCCCCAUGUGUCUGCCUUGGCCAAAGCCUUGGAGCGGCCGCUGGCAGACUCCAAGGUGAUGAACGGCUCCUCCAUGUACCAAGCAUCAUUCCAACAGAGUUUUCAGAAGAUGACCACGCUAACAGGGUCAACAGUACACGCCCAGCCCGGCCUCACGCCUCUCCUGGCCACUACCUCUGCACCUAUGUUAGCCAAUGGACCAACAGAUUUGAGCGUCAAGGGCACCUCCAAACCCACCCGACCUUCCCUCAAUGCCGUGGAGGUGGCGGCAGUCCGGCAGCUUAUUACUGGGUAUCGGGAAUCUGCUGCCUUCCUGCUGAGGUCUGCUGAUGAGUUGGAAAACUUACUAAUUCACCAGCAGAGUCCGUAGUGUAUAAGUGAAGUAAAUGUAUAAAUGUGAAGAUUAACCUUGUAUGCAUACAUUGGAUGGUGUAUAUGUGACUUUGCUGGUGUUGAUGGUUGUCUAUUUGCUGCUCACUUUUAAAAUGUAUAUGGUACAAUUUCAGUGUUUUAUGAACUAUAGCUGUAGUAAAUAUAUUUAUUUACCAAUUGAAACUUUUUUUUUGGUUUUUGUUACUACAGUUAGUAAGAAAAGAGCAUGAAUGUGAAAAAAAAUAUUGGUGCUGUCCUUCAUGUCCAGUCAAUACAUACUGAUCAUAUUUAUUUAUAUUUUUUCUGCUUAGAAUUUUGUACUGUAAUUGUUCAACCAUUUAUUUUUCUUUUGGUAUGGAAAAUCCCAUUACUUAAAAGUUCUUUAUAGAAAAUUUCUAGUUUACUAUGGAAGUGCCUCUUCACCAUAGAACAGUUUUCUUCAGGGGAGGUGCUCAGGUAACAGUGUACAGACCUCUCACGAGUGUAAGUGACAUACGAGGCUGGCAAGGAGAUUGUGCUGCGCUCCCACUAAGCCGGUGUGAGCCCAGAGCCAUGCCUAUAUAUACACAGGAUGAACAGUUGUUGUGUUGUUGAUUCACUUGCCACCUCCCUCAUGUCAUUGGACCUGGAUGUGUCUCCUGAACAAAACUCCACCUGUACAGAGUAGUGGGAUUUUGCCUAGAAUACAAAAGAGCAGUGGUAAGAGUAGUAUGUAGAGCGUUUCAUAACACUGUGUAGCUUUUCUGAUAUCGUGGGAUACAAACAAAAGUCAUCCCAGUUUGUUAUAUACAAGAAAUCAGUGGCGAGAAGAGCUUACAUACAUUUCAGUCAAGCCCGCUCCACUCUUUUGGUGACGUAUAAACACUGCAAAUUCUUUAUAAUGAAAAUAUUUUGUCAUUGAUAUUUUUUUGCCGCAAACUUUCUUAAUCAGUCACAGAAAAAUGGAACUCCUGAUUUGAUUCCUUUGAACAUCCGACAGUUUUAGGGAGUAGCUCAAACUGAGAGACACUCAGAAAAGUUCAACACCACUUAUUCCAUGUAUGAUAUGGAAGACCACUUUCCAGUUUUAUGUUGAUGAUGAUUGUCUACAUUAUGAAUGUAAAUGUAUAGUUGUAUAUAGGUAGAGCCCAAUUAAAAUAUAGGAAAUAUAUUAUGUCCAACGUAGGGUGUGUUCGUAUGCCAUAGACUAUUGUGAAAUGUUAUGGAGGUCUGGACAUCCACUGUUGUCAGAUUUGUAGUCCAGGAAACUGCUUCUGGAUGAACUAUGGGACACAUUCACUGUUUCUUUUUUUUCUCUUCCAUUGCUUUGUUUUUUGUGAGGAAAGUAGUUUCAGUUGGGUUGCUUUCAUUGUUUUCUGUAACUGAAUGGUGCGGUUACUGACUACACCAUACCUAUACAAAAUUAUCCAUUUUUCAUCAUAGCAGAAAAGACCAUUCAUUGGGUAUUCAUUUUCUUGCAUGAAAUUUUAGUAUGUUGGGAUCCGGGAAUGUCUCUGGAAUCUCGCACCAUAAAUAGGUCCUCAAGAUUCCUGCUGUUUAUACUGAAUUCUCGUUCAUCAGUACUGAUUGUGACUGUUUGAUGUGAAAGUUUGUGCAAUCUAUGUUUUCCUUAUGUAUCUAAUUGUAUAUUUUGUGUAUUUACAAAACAUUCAUCUUCUAGGCAAGAAUUUGUAAAAUACUGUUUUAUUUAUUGUUAACGUUAUAUGAACUACACUGAGAUACACUAGCGGUCAACAAAGACUUUGUGUAUAUACCAAGCAUAUUGAGAAUGUAUUUAUGAUAUCCAUGCAGUACUUCAAUUCAUGAAAACCUCUUACUUUCUAGUCAUGGUUUAUUCCUCAAAAAUUCUACUUCAAACUGACAUGUACUUUGCAUUGUAAAGAGAAUGUACAUACAUAUGUAAUUCUGUUGAACAUCAAAGCUAUGUGUAUAUGUAUAUUAUUUUCUUAUAAACUACUAAUUUUGACAAUCAUUGGCUUAAAUGGUAGUGUAUAAAAAAGUUAGCCCUCAUAUUUUUCAAAAAGUCAUGCACUACUAGCAAGGGAUAAAGGCAUCCACUCAAAAACAUAAUUUCCCAAACAAUUCCAUAUUACUCUAGAGCCCCAAGAGCUAGUGUCAUGUUUACAGCGAGACAGCAGGCUUCAGGCUUCACAUGGAAACAUUCUUGGUUCAUUUGCCACGUGUGGAAGGUAACUCCAGUAUACCAAAGAUAAGAGAUAUGUUUGAUCUCAUACCUUUAUGAUAGUUAUUUUUUCUACUGUUGUUUUGAACAAUGGUGUAUUAAUUUAUUUGUGUUAUUUUGAAAAUAUAUGCAGUAUAGAAAUAUAUAUUAUUUGGAUA
Messenger RNA from Eriocheir sinensis (Chinese mitten crab), 5729 nucleotides. RefSeq lists its product as uncharacterized. The transcript is spliced from 12 exons. The coding region runs from base 583 to 3387 and encodes 934 amino acids. NCBI's taxonomy places the organism in Eukaryota, Metazoa, Arthropoda, Malacostraca, Decapoda, Varunidae. The record is from RefSeq and is a predicted model, not a curated record.